AAUUAUCCAAAAUCAAAAACAGAAUAUACUGAUGCAUAAACAGCUUUGGUUCUUGAAUUCUUGGCGGUAAUAUCACCAUGACUGCUGCCACUACAGCCAUUAGUAGCAACAGCUUGAGCAACAGUCCUAACCAUUACCAGUGGUGCAGUCAGACAUCUUGGAGAUCAAUCUCGUUACCGAUUCCAAAACCCAGUUGCCAGAACUUGACAAUCGCCGCCAGGAACCGCUCAUCCUCACUGAUUCCUAGAGCCACCGGGGAUUCCUCGCCGGAGCCGGAAAAUGGAGGAAGCAAGAAAAUUAAGACCAAGACAAAAACAACAGCUGGCAGUACUAGUUCUGAUGAGAAGAGUGAGGUUGUUAGUGAGGUGCUGACAGAGAAAGAGCAGAAGCAGAAGCAGCAGAGGAGGCUGGAGCUGGAGGACGUGAACCCAGUUGGGCUGGGAAGGAGAUCACGUCAGCUUUUUGAUGAAGUGUGGCGCAAGUUUUCUGGACUUGGGCAGAUCUCUAGGACUAGCUUACCGGAUGAGAGAGACGCCCUUGAUGCUCUUCUCAUUAGGGAAGGUCCCAUGUGUGAGUUUGUCAUUCCCGGAGCUCAGAACACCACCGUUUUGGUCGUUGGAGCUACGUCUAAGAUUGGCCGGAUAGUUGUCCGGAAGCUUAUGCUCAGAGGCUACACUGUUAAGGCUCUGGUGAGGAAGGCGGAUGAGGAAGUGGUGGAGAUGUUGCCGAGGUCGGUAGAGAUUGUGAUUGGAGAUGUGGGUGAGCCGGAUAGUUUAAGAGCCGCGGUACAGGGCUGCAACAAGAUCAUAUACUGCGCUACCGCACGGUCUACUAUUAGUGGAGACCUGUAUAGGGUUGAUAAUAGAGGAGUCUACAACCUCACCAAAGCAUUUCAGGAUUAUAACAACAAACUUGCACAAUUACGAGCAGGAAAAAGUAGCAAGAGCAAGCUUACGCUGGCUAAAUUCAAGAAUCCAGAGUCGGUAAAUGGAUGGGAAGUUUAUAAGGGGACUUAUUUCCAGGAUGUGGUUGCUUCCAAGUAUGAUGGAGGCAUGGAUGCUAAAUUUGAAUUCACUUUUACUGGAGAUGCGGUUUUCUCAGGAUAUGUUUUCACUAGGGGAGGGUAUGUUGAAAUGUCAACAAAGCUUUCACUUCCUUUGGGCUGCACUCUUGACAGGUAUGAAGGUCUAGUUCUUUCUGUUGGGGGGAAUGGAAGGGCUUAUAUAUUAAUUCUUGAAGCCGGCCCUUCAGCAGAUACAUCUCAAAGUAAACUAUAUUUUGCAAGAUUUAACACAAAAGCAGGAUUUUGUAGGGUCAGGGUACCAUUUUCAUCCUUCAGACCGGUGAAACCAGAUGAUCCGCCAUUGGAUCCGUUCCUUGUACAUACAUUAACUAUACGUUUUGAACCCAGAAGACAGAAAGCUGUUGAAGCACGUCCGGGAGAUCAGAAGCAAGACCCCAGAAGCUUUAAGCUUAUACUGGAGUACAUUAAAGCUUUACCUGCUGGUCAAGAAACUGACUUCAUUCUAGUUUCAUGUACGGGAUCAGGAAUAGAACCUAAUAGAAGGGAGCAAGUUCUUAAAGCCAAGAGGGCUGGGGAAGAUUCAUUGCGAAGAUCAGGGGUUGGAUACACAAUUAUUCGACCUGGUCCUCUGAAGGAAGAACCUGGCGGACAACGUGCUCUCAUAUUUGAUCAGGGAAACAGGAUUUCUCAGGGGAUCAGCUGUGCUGAUGUAGCUGAUAUCUGUGUGAAGGCAUUGCAUGAUUCAACUGCAAGGAACAAAAGCUUUGAUGUCUGUUAUGAAUAUGUGGCUGAUCAAGGGAAGGAACUCUAUGAGCUGGUUGCACAUUUGCCAGACAAAGCAAAUAAUUAUCUGACACCAGCACUAUCGGCUCUAGAGAAGAACACCUGAGCAUCCCCAGCAUUGUCGAUCUAUAUUCAUAAGAAGAGGAUACAAUUAUAAAGAUACAUAUAGAGCUACAUAUGAUCUGGUCUGGAUGAUCAACGUACCUGAUCAUCCUAUAGCUCAUGUCAACUUAUUCUUGCUGUAAAUUCAUGUGUAGAUGCCUGAAGGGUAUGCAUUUUUCAACGUUAUGAAUCUGGUCAAAGUGUAAAUAUCAAGCACUACAAUUACAUGCUUACAAGGCUUUGUUUCUGCUUGAGAGUGACAACACCAAGAUAAGCAGAACUGCAGUCUCUUUAACUUCAUUCCUGAAAAAGUUACAUUCUUAUG
Molecule: messenger RNA, 2234 nt
Organism: Fragaria vesca subsp. vesca
Lineage: Eukaryota; Viridiplantae; Streptophyta; Magnoliopsida; Rosales; Rosaceae
Exons: 13
Coding region: 78-1913 (611 amino acids)
Source: RefSeq, a predicted model, not a curated record